UAUUUCGCCAAGGGGAUAUUGGAACCAACUGGUAUGCUGUCCUGGCUGGGUCUUUGGAUGUUAAAGUAUCUGAGACCAGCAGUCACCAGGAUGCUGUGACCAUCUGCACUCUGGGAAUUGGGACAGCCUUUGGAGAGUCCAUUUUGGACAACACACCUCGCCAUGCAACUAUUGUUACCAGGGAAAGCAGUGAGCUCCUCCGUAUUGAACAGGAAGACUUCAAGGCACUAUGGGAGAAAUACCGACAGUAUAUGGCCGGACUUCUGGCUCCUCCCUAUGGUGUUAUGGAAACGGGCUCCAACAAUGACAGGAUUCCUGACAAGGAGAAUACACCUCUCAUUGAACCUCCCGUUCCUCUCCGUCCUGCUCACACCAUUACCAAGGUCCCUUCGGAGAAGAUCCUCAGAGCUGGAAAAAUUUUACGAAUUGCUAUUCUCUCUCGUGCUCCCCACAUGAUAAGAGACAGAAAAUACCACCUAAAGACAUACAGACAAUGUUGUGUUGGGACUGAGCUGGUAGACUGGAUGGUGCAGCAGACUUCCUGUGUUCACUCCCGGACUCAAGCUGUCGGCAUGUGGCAAGUCUUGCUGGAAGAUGGUGUCCUCAACCACGUGGAUCAGGAGCGCCAUUUCCAAGACAAAUAUUUAUUUUAUCGAUUUCUGGAUGACGAGCAUGAGGAUGCCCCUUUGCCCACUGAGGAAGAGAAGAAGGAGUGUGAUGAAGCGCUCCAGGACACCAUGCUGCUGCUGUCCCAGAUGGGCCCUGACGCCCACAUGAGAAUGAUCCUGCGCAAACCACCUGGCCAGAGGACUGUGGAUGACCUAGAGAUUAUCUACGAUGAGCUCCUUCAUAUUAAAGCCUUAUCCCAUCUUUCUACCACAGUAAAACGGGAGUUAGCAGGUGUUCUCAUUUUUGAGUCUCAUGCCAAAGGAGGAACUGUGUUGUUUAGCCAGGGGGAAGAAGGUACCUCCUGGUACAUCAUUCUGAAAGGAUCCGUGAAUGUAGUCAUUUAUGGCAAGGGUGUGGUCUGCACCCUGCACGAGGGAGAUGACUUUGGCAAGUUAGCUCUGGUGAACGAUGCCCCGAGGGCUGCCUCCAUUGUUCUUCGGGAAGAUAAUUGUCACUUCCUAAGAGUUGACAAGGAAGACUUCAAUCGGAUUCUGAGGGACGUUGAGGCGAAUACAGUCAGACUUAAAGAACACGACCAAGAUGUCUUGGUACUGGAGAAGGUCCCAGCAGGGAACAGAGCUUCUAAUCAAGGAAACUCACAGCCUCAGCAAAAGUAUACUGUGAUGUCAGGAACACCUGAAAAGAUUUUAGAGCAUUUUCUAGAAACAAUACGCCUUGAGCCAUCUUUGAAUGAAGCAACAGAUUCGGUUUUAAAUGACUUUGUUAUGAUGCACUGUGUUUUUAUGCCAAAUACCCAGCUUUGCCCUGCCCUUGUGGCCCACUACCACGCACAGCCUUCUCAAGGUACAGAACAGGAGAGAAUGGACUAUGCCCUCAACAACAAGAGGCGGGUCAUCCGCUUGGUUCUGCAGUGGGCGGCCAUGUAUGGUGAUCUCCUCCAAGAAGAUGAUACAGCCAUGGCUUUCCUGGAGGAGUUCUACGUGUCUGUAUCGGAUGACGCACGGAUGAUGGCUGCCUUCAAGGAACAGCUGCCUGAGCUGGAGAAGAUUGUCAAACAGAUCUCAGAAGACACGAAAGCUCCACAGAAGAAGCACAAGGUGCUUCUGCAGCAGUUCAACACAGGUGACGAGAGGGCCCAGAAGCGGCAGCCUAUCCGUGGCUCUGACGAGGUUUUGUUCAAGGUCUACUGCAUUGACCACACCUAUACCACCAUCCGUGUGCCCGUAGCCGCCUCAGUGGAGGAAGUCAUCAGUGCAGUAGCCGACAAACUCGGCUCUGGGGAAGGCCUGAUUAUCGUCAAGAUGAACUCUGGAGGAGAAAAGGUGGUGCUCAAACCUAAUGAUGUCUCAGUAUUUACGACGCUCACCAUUAAUGGACGCCUGUUUGCCUGCCCGAGAGAGCAAUUCGACUCACUGACUCCCUUGCCGGAACAGGAAGGCCCAACCACUGGGACAGUGGGGACAUUUGAACUGAUGAGCUCCAAAGACUUGGCAUACCAGAUGACAACAUAUGAUUGGGAACUCUUCAACUGCGUGCAUGAGCUGGAGCUAAUCUACCACACAUUUGGAAGGCAUAAUUUUAAAAAGACCACAGCAAACUUGGAUUUGUUCCUGAGGAGAUUUAAUGAAAUUCAGUUUUGGGUUGUCACUGAGAUCUGCCUUUGUUCCCAGCUCAGCAAACGUGUUCAGCUUUUGAAAAAAUUUAUCAAGAUAGCGGCUCACUGCAAGGAGUACAAAAACCUAAAUUCCUUCUUCGCCAUCGUCAUGGGACUCAGUAAUGUCGCUGUGAGCCGCUUGGCACUUACUUGGGAGAAACUGCCGAGCAAGUUUAAGAAGUUCUAUGCGGAGUUUGAAAGCUUAAUGGAUCCUUCCAGAAACCACAGGGCAUACAGACUGACAGCAGCCAAGCUGGAACCCCCUCUCAUCCCUUUCAUGCCCUUGCUUAUUAAAGAUAUGACAUUUACUCAUGAGGGGAACAAGACGUUCAUUGACAAUCUAGUAAACUUUGAAAAAAUGCGCAUGAUUGCAAAUACUGCCAGGACAGUGCGGUACUACAGGAGUCAGCCCUUCAAUCCGGACGCUGCUCAAGCUAAUAAGAACCAUCAGGAUGUCCGGAGUUAUGUACGGCAAUUAAAUGUGAUUGACAACCAGAGAACUUUAUCACAGAUGUCACACAGAUUAGAGCCUCGCAGGCCAUAGACAUCUGAAGUGCCCAGAGUGAUGUUUUGUCUCCAGUCCACAAUCUUUCAAAAGAUGCUGUGUAUGUUACUACUGUGUUGCUACCAGAGAAUUCUCCAGAAUGAGCAAGAGACACAUCCUGCUUUCUGACCACCCGGGAGAAGCGAUCUGACUUGUCUAACACUGACGUGCUGUAGCUUAGGAAUCGUCAGGUAUAGUCACCCCCCCCCAUUGUCGGCAUGCCACCGACAGGCUCACAUGAAGAAGUAACCUUGGCGGGGGCUGCAUCAGGCCCCUGGCAUCCCUUCCCAGGCUCUUUGCAGCAUGAGACUGUGCUGUGGAUAGAUUUGACUCGAUGCGCAGGCGAUGAUGUAAUUGAAUGACUUGUUCACUUAGGACCUUACUUGGAGUCUGGGGUCUGGGGAGGGUGUUGAGGAUAUCAUAAAAGUCCAAAUUAUAGGUCGUGUUCCUCCAUCUUCAUAAUCUUACCUCUGAAGGAAUGGAACCUCGCCACACACUAUGAAGCAUUAUGGCUGUUUGGUCUGUCAUUUCGGAAUGAUCUAUAGAAUAAUAUGUUUACAUUGUAACUUUUGAAAACCUACAAAUCAGGAUUGCAUACAUAAGAAUUCCACUAAGAAACACCAAGGUUCUUAAUAUCGCCAGCGUUAAAAUAGAAAGUAAUAUUUCAGAAGAGCACAAUAUGCACAAAACAUUUUUUCAAAAUUGAAAUAUUUUCCUGGGCAUUAAAAAACCUUUCCACUACAAAUUUAUUGUUACUGAUGAGGAAAAAAAGCAUAUUUUCUGGACUUAAGUGUUAUUACAAAAAUCUUAAUUUUCAGCAAUUGUUUUGCACUUUCAGAUAGAUUGUAAAUAGGUUAUGCAAUCAAUGGUAUAGAGUUAUUUAUUUGCUACAUAAUAGACAUUGUGCCAAAUAAUUCCUUUUUAUUUAUUUUAUUCAGUAUGAA
Apodemus sylvaticus (European woodmouse) is the source of this 3772-nucleotide messenger RNA. It is a transcript of the gene Rapgef4, whose product is annotated as Rap guanine nucleotide exchange factor 4. Gene Ontology annotation, biological process: positive regulation of GTPase activity; Ras protein signal transduction; spermatogenesis. The record is from RefSeq and is a predicted model, not a curated record. Gene Ontology annotation, cellular component: plasma membrane. Gene Ontology annotation, molecular function: cAMP binding; guanyl-nucleotide exchange factor activity. The transcript is spliced from 29 exons. Bases 252 to 2828 code for a protein of 858 amino acids. NCBI's taxonomy places the organism in Eukaryota, Metazoa, Chordata, Mammalia, Rodentia, Muridae.